Lathyrus sativus (Indian pea) is the source of this 732-nucleotide messenger RNA. The record is from the annotation of a GenBank genome assembly. Lineage: Eukaryota; Viridiplantae; Streptophyta; Magnoliopsida; Fabales; Fabaceae.
AUGGCCUCUCUCCCCGACGAACUUUGGAGCAAAAUUCUCGAAAUCGGUAUCCGAAACAGCACUUUGACCUACAAGGACUUCUGCUGCAUCUCUAUCACAUCCCGCCUCCUUCAUCGCCUCUCCUCCGAAGACUCUCUUUGGAACCGCUUUCUCUCCUCCGACUUCCCUCUUUCACCUUCUUCUUCUCUUCCUUCUUCUUCUUCCAAAUCCCUUUAUAAACUCAGGUUUGAGAGAGACAAAGAGAGGAAAAUAGCAGCUCAUAGGAGGGCUGUUCUGAGAAAGGAGAGCCAGAUUUCCGAACAUUCUAGAAGGCUCCAUGAUAUUCAGAAACUCGUGUCUCAAGAAAAAAUCAAAGCUAUUCAAACUUCUAAUGAGUUCUCCUAUUUACUUAGGGUCAGAGAAGCUUCUGUGGCUUUGAAUGUAUGGCAACCCGAGGUUGUCCGGGGUCGGCAAAAACAGAUGGUGGAACAAUCUGGUGUGCCUGCGGAAUCUCGGAUUCGUACACUGGAGAUGGAACUCAGGCUUUGUAAGCAACAGAUUAUGGGGUUGGAGAAGUCUCAUAGAGACGAAAAACGCAGGCUUGAUGCUGCAAAGAAAGAGUUGGAGUCUAUGAAGUAUCAUCCUCUUCCGGAGAAUAAGCCUGUGAGUGGAGGGGAGAGUGAACGGAUAGUCAAGCAAAAGAAGUUGAAAAGCUGCAAUAGCUUGCGUGAAAAACAAUACAAAACACAAUGA